AUACCAUCUCUCUAGGAAAACUGACUCCUGUUCCAGGUUGGUGAGACAUCACUGAAAUGCUGUUAGGAUUUGUGACCUGCUGGAACCCCUGUCCUGGCUGCAUGGCCUUGGCCCUCCACAGCAGAGCUGGCACAGCUGGACAUUCCCUCCACCCAUCAGGAACACCCCUGGGCGCUGAGCAGGCUUCUCUGAGUCUGGUGCCCCAGCCAGCCCUGAGACACUUCCCUGAUCCCAGCCACCAGGCAGUCCACACAAGUCCUUGCUACUUAGCACAUACUUAGGGAUGUGAGGUGGUUCAAGGAGCCAAUCAGAGACCAGGUUUUGGGGGAGUGGAGAUGAGAACCUCACACCUGGGCUCUGUCUGAUAAAGCCCAGGCCUAGGUCCAGGACCUUGGCCUAGAGAUCCUCCUCCUGACCAAGGCCUCAGGCCUGGGACUUUUGCCCAAGGACAAAGAGAACCAUAAAAGCAGGCUCAGCUCUCAGCCUCAUGCCUGCCACAAUGCUGCUGCUCAGUCUGACCCUUAGCCUGGUCCUCCUCGGCUCCUCCUGGGGCUGCGGCAUUCCUGCCAUCAAGCCAGUCCUGAGCUUCAGCCAGAGGAUUGUCAACGGGGAGAAUGCAGUGCCCGGCUCCUGGCCCUGGCAGGUGUCCCUGCAGGACAAAAGUGGCUUCCACUUCUGUGGUGGUUCCCUCAUCAGCCAGUCCUGGGUGGUCACUGCUGCCCACUGCAAUGUCAUCCCUGGCCGUCACGUUGUUGUCCUGGGAGAGUACGACCGAUCAUCCAAUGCUGAGCCUUUGCAGGUUCUGUCCAUCUCAAAGGCCAUCACGUACCCUUCCUGGAACCCCACCACCUUAAACAAUGACCUGACGCUACUGAAGCUCGCCUCCCCAGCCCGGUACACUCAACGCAUCUCACCAGUCUGCCUGGCUUCCCCAGAUGAGGAGCUGCCUGCAGGCCUCAAGUGUGCCACCACUGGCUGGGGACGCCUCAGCGGCGUGGGCAAUGUGACCCCAGCACGUCUACAGCAGGUGGCUCUGCCUCUGGUCACCGUGAAUGAGUGCAGGCAGUACUGGGGUUCACGUAUCACUGAUGCCAUGAUCUGUGCAGGUGGCUCAGGGGCCUCCUCAUGCCAGGGAGACUCUGGAGGCCCUCUUGUCUGCCAGAAGGGGAACACAUGGGUGCUUAUUGGCAUUGUCUCCUGGGGCACCACCAAUUGCAAUGUGCGCCAGCCUGCCAUAUACACUCGGGUUAGUAAGUUCAGCACCUGGAUCAGCCAGGUCAUAGCCUACAACUGAGCCGACCACAGGCCCUCUCCCCAUCUCAAUCCAAUAAAGACUCCAUGCUCUGUC
Canis lupus familiaris (dog) is the source of this 1348-nucleotide messenger RNA. It is a transcript of the gene CTRL, whose product is annotated as chymotrypsin like. Bases 488 to 1294 code for a protein of 268 amino acids. The transcript has 7 exons. Gene Ontology annotation, biological process: proteolysis. The record is from RefSeq and is a predicted model, not a curated record. Lineage: Eukaryota; Metazoa; Chordata; Mammalia; Carnivora; Canidae. Gene Ontology annotation, molecular function: serine-type endopeptidase activity.